GCGGAGCUCGCGGCCCCGGCCAUGGGGCUGCGCGGGCUCGGGGCUCCGGCGAGCUGAGGCGGCGGCGCCGGCCCGCGCGCCCCUUGGGGCCGCCCCCGCAUCCCGCUCGCCGGCGUCUGGCGCUCAUGAUGAUGAAGAAGAAGAAGUUUAAGUUUAAGGUGGACUUCGAGCUGGAAGAGCUCUCCUCGGUGCCCUUCGUCAAUGGGGUCCUCUUCUGUAAGAUGCGGCUGCUGGACGGCGGCAGCUUCACCGCAGAGUCCCCCAGGGAAGUGGUACAAGCAAACUGUGUUCACUGGAGGAAGAAGUUCUCGUUUAUGUGCAAAAUGAGUGCAAGCGCCGCGACCGGCAUCCUGGAUCCUUGUAUCUACAGAGUAUCUGUGAGGAAGGAAUUGAAAGGUGGAAAAGCUUAUGCAAAGCUGGGCUUUGCAGAUCUAAACCUGGCAGAGUUUGCUGGAUCAGGAAAUACCACUCGUCGCUGUUUACUGGAAGGCUAUGAUACCAAAAAUACAAGACAGGAUAAUUCCAUUCUUAAAGUUUUGAUCAGUAUGCAGCUGAUGUCUGGUGACCCGUGUUUUAAAACGCCUCCUUCUACAUCGAUGUCUAUACCAAUUGCUGGUGAAUCUGAAUCUCUGGAAGAAGACAGAAAAGGUGGAGAGACUCUCAAAAUCCAUCUCGGAAUAGCAGAUCUUUCAGCAAAGAGUGCCUCUGUUCCAGAUGAACUUGGUGCCUGUGGACAUUCUAGAACAUCAAGCUAUGCAAGCCAGCAGUCAAAAGUAUCAGGGUAUAGCUCCUGCCACUCCCGGUCAUCCAGUUUCUCGGAGCUCUGCCACAGGAGAAACACCUCAGUGGGAAGCACGUCAACAGGCAUUGAAAGCAUUCUAGAGCCCUGUGAUGAAAUUGAGCCAAAAACAGCCGAACCAAACCUUGAUCUAGCCGGCAAAGAAGAUACGGCUUCAGACCUGCUCACAAGAUGCCCAGUGAAGCAAGAUUCUGUAGAAUCUCAGCUGAAGCGAGUUGAUGACACCAGAGUGGAUGCAGAUGAUAUUGUGGAGAAAAUACUUCAGAGUCAAGACUUCAGCCUAGAUUCCAGUGCGGAAGAAGAAGGCCUGAGGUUAUUUGUGGGACCUGGGGGAAGUACAACCUUUGGCAGCCAUCAUCUUCCAAAUAGAGUCGGAUCUGGAGCUUAUGAGCAAGUCGUGAUCAAACGCUAGCAGUCGGACUCCUGAACUGGAGCUUCCCUGGGGCUCUGAGACAUGGGCAGUCAAGCUGUCGAGGCACCUCAUUCAAGCACGUUCCUCUGUUAAGAUGAAAGCCAUCACCGAUUUCUUCUCGGAAAGUGCCCGCCACCAUCCUGUCCCACCCACCGAAAGGGAACAUCAGAACUGGAGCACCCACGGGCUGGGCCAUGUGUCGCUAGUGGCACACGGCUUCUGCGGUCACUGCACAGGAUAAUGAAAGGCCUACUUUUCCUUUCAGAACAGCCAGGUGGGGAAGGCAGCGCUAUACGCCCGAGUAUACCGAGUUCUGUAUGACGUAUAAAACCUGCAGCAGAGGUGUUCAACAGGUUUGGGCUCUAAUUAUAUCAUUUUAAUGUUCCGGGAGGUAAUAAGUGAAUCAUCUGAAUCCUAUAAAUUCUGUCAAAAUAGUUAUAAUCUCUUAAGGAAAUCUUCCAUGUUCUCUCCUACCUACAGUAUUGUACUGCUUAUUAACUCUUCUUGAUUGAAUCACUGAUAUAAAGUUUGGGUGUUCGUGUGUGGGGGAAAAUGUUAUACUACAACUUAAACGUGUAGAGUGCUUAAUUCUCACUGUAUCUGUCACAAAUGGAGUGUGUUUAAGUCUGAGAUAUGUGAAUGAGUGUAAUGCCAUUAUUAUGCAACACGUAUUGUUACUAGUUAAUGUUAGAUGAGCUGCAGAACUCCUACUAGCACUAUAGUUGAGAUUCAAGGUAAGUUUCAUAUUUAAUAGGUUAGGCUCCCAUAAGGCACCUUAACAGCUGUUCUAACUGAAUACUAUCUGCUGGUUUCAGGAGUCAGAAUUCAGGACAGGAGGAAAGUUGUAGCAUGUCAGAAACAGUGGCCUUUUCUGUGUUAAGUUCAGACUUAUAUCUGAAACUGAAAAUUAUUCUAAGGAGGUGGCAGAUAAAACCGGGGACAGCUGCUUGACAUUACUGAUAUGGACUCGUGGUUUCCUAUUUUAAGCUCCCCGCCGGGGGAUACUAUGGUUUUUUUCUUUACUGUAACAGUAGUUGUUUUGAGACAGUAGGCUAUGACAUAAUCCAAUAUAGCUUUAAAAGUAAGAAUAUCUGCUCUGGAUGCAGUUUAACAAGCUCAGCAGACCAUCUUUUUUUAUCAGAUGGGAAGUUUUUCUGGUCUUAAAUAAUAAGUUUUAAUGUUCUUGGAGUCACUCAGUCACUGAAGAAAAAUGCAGAUUCCCUAGAACCAGUAAUUCCCAGUCCUUCCUUUCAAAAGCGUGUCCAGAAAAAAACACGAUAUGUUAGAAUAACUUUGGCCUAGGUGAACCAUUUUUGUGUUGGCAAAGUAAGGGGAAAGUAUGUUAAGAAAAUUAUUUCAAUGUCCAAAUGUAGAGCUUUGGAAAAUUUUGAGUAGUUCCUGGUAGGGUUUUAGGUUUUUUAACAUUUCAAGGAUUAGGUAUUCUACAUUAAUCCGGUUCUAAUACAAACAGAUAUUUUUUAAAAGAUGAAACCCCAUGUUGGAAUCUUUUGAAUGUUGAGAGAGAGCUUGAGUCAUUAGUAAUACUUUUGUUAUUUUGGCAGGAAGAAAAUUGACCUGACCAUUUUAGUCUAACCAAGGAAACCGUUGGCUUAAGUGGUAAAGACUUGUUCUCUGUGAUUAACAAAGGAGCUGAUCCAUCCAUAUAUAUUAUUGGGGGGGAACUCAAAGUUUUUAAUAGAGAUAUGAAACUAUUGUUUACAAAUAUUUAUGACAUGUUUUAAGAACAUAUUUUUCUAUUUUUAAAAUAUUACUUCUAGGCUAUAUUUUUUAUUGGCACUUAUGCAAAUAAUUUUGCCAUUUUGAAAAUGAUAAAAACUAUUGACUGUAAGUGAGGUUCAGUGAGGACAUUCUUCAGUAUGUAAAAGGUCCUGUAAUUCAGACAUUGCCCAUCUUAUCCUUGCCUGCCCUCGGCCUGAUACCUUUAUACAAGACUGGCUCUCAGUAUUUAAAACGAUAUAGAAUUAUUUUUAAAAAACAAAAUGUGGAGCUCUUGAAAAGCAUAAAAAUCUUGCCUCUGUAAUUUUAGCAGCCACCAGAUACAUC
Messenger RNA from Enhydra lutris kenyoni (northern sea otter), 3275 nucleotides. RefSeq names its product family with sequence similarity 102 member B (gene EEIG2). The record is from RefSeq and is a predicted model, not a curated record. The transcript is spliced from 11 exons. Lineage: Eukaryota; Metazoa; Chordata; Mammalia; Carnivora; Mustelidae. The coding region runs from base 126 to 1211 and encodes 361 amino acids.